Selaginella moellendorffii is the source of this 3779-nucleotide messenger RNA. RefSeq names its product DNA-directed RNA polymerase II subunit RPB2. The record is from RefSeq and is a predicted model, not a curated record. Gene Ontology annotation, cellular component: RNA polymerase II, core complex. The coding region runs from base 93 to 3653 and encodes 1186 amino acids. The transcript has 19 exons. Lineage: Eukaryota; Viridiplantae; Streptophyta; Lycopodiopsida; Selaginellales; Selaginellaceae. Gene Ontology annotation, molecular function: ribonucleoside binding; DNA binding; DNA-directed RNA polymerase activity. Gene Ontology annotation, biological process: DNA-templated transcription.
GUUUUUGCGCAAAGGCGGAGCGCUUGAUCGAAGGCGGCGAGCACCGCAGGUGCGUUUGCGCCACGCAAUCGCGAGAUUUGAGCUCCGCCAGGAUGUAUGGAGGUGAUGAGGAGGAUUACAUGGAUGAGGAGGAGGAAAUCACACAGGAGGAUGCCUGGGCCGUCAUUAGUGCCUACUUCGAGGAGAAGGGGCUAGUGCGCCAGCAGCUCGACUCGUUCGACGAGUUCAUCCAGAACACGAUGCAGGAAAUCGUGGAUGAGUCGUCGGAGAUCGAAAUUAAGCCCGAGUCGCAGCACAACCCUGGCCGGAAUAACGAAUAUUCCGGAGAGACCACUUUCAAGAUCAAGUUUGGACAGAUUUAUCUGAGCAAGCCUAUGAUGACCGAGUCUGAUGGAGAAACCGCAACUUUGUUCCCAAAAGCUGCCCGGCUCAGGAAUCUAACGUACUCGGCUCCUUUGUACGCCGAUAUCAUCAAGUAUGUCACUCGAAAAGGAGAGGACGGCGAAGAAGACACCGAGCAGGAAGAGCUGCCGAAAGUCUUCAUUGGAAAGGUUCCUAUCAUGCUUAGAUCGAGCUACUGUACAUUGUAUCAGAACUCUGAUAAAGACCUUACUGAGCUUGGCGAGUGUCCAUACGAUCAAGGAGGCUACUUUAUCAUUAACGGGAGUGAGAAGGUCCUCAUUGCACAAGAAAAGAUGAGUACCAAUCACGUCUACGUGUUCAAAAAGAGGCAGCCAAACAAAUAUGCUUACGUUGCUGAGGUUCGUUCUAUGGCGGAGUCCCAGAACAGACCCGCGAGCAGUAUGUUCGUCCGAAUGCUGUCACGAGCCGGAGCCAAAGCGGGGUCUUCUGGCCAAUAUAUUCGAGCAACACUGCCUUAUAUCAAACAAGAAAUCCCAAUCAUAGUGGUUUUUCGAGCACUUGGAUUCGUGGCUGAUAAAGACAUCCUUGAGCAUAUCUGUUAUGACUUUAGCGACACGGCCAUGAUGGAAUUGCUAAGGCCAUCUUUGGAAGAGGCAUUCGUCAUACAGAACCAACAAGUUGCUUUGGACUAUAUUGGCAAAAGAGGCUCCACUGUGGGUGUUACCAGGGAGAAGCGUAUCAAGUAUGCAAAAGACAUUCUGCAAAAAGAAAUGUUACCGCACGUUGGAGUCGGGGAAUAUUGUGAGACGAAGAAAGCGUACUUUUUUGGAUACAUCAUACAUCGUCUAUUAUUAUGUGCGUUGGGCCGUCGUGCUGAAGACGAUCGAGACCAUUAUGGGAACAAGCGUCUAGAUCUUGCUGGUCCGCUGCUAGGUAGUCUGUUCCGGCAGUUGUUCAGGAAGCUGACUAAAGAUGUCCGAGCCUAUCUACAAAAGUGCGUAGACAAUGGGAAGGAAGUAAAUCUUGCAUAUGCUGUCAAAGCCAAGACAAUCACUAGUGGAUUGAAGUAUUCCCUUGCGACUGGAAACUGGGGACAAGCAAACUCAGGCAAUGCACGAGCAGGAGUGUCACAGGUUCUCAAUCGUCUGACGUAUGCCUCAACAUUGUCACACUUGCGAAGAUUAAAUUCUCCAAUUGGACGUGAAGGAAAGCUGGCAAAGCCUCGUCAGCUUCAUAAUUCUCACUGGGGUAUGAUGUGUCCUGCCGAAACUCCGGAAGGUCAAGCAUGCGGUUUGGUAAAAAAUUUGGCACUAAUGGCUUAUAUCACCGUCGGGUCAGCUGCCAAUCCCAUAUUGGUUUUUCUGGAAGAGUGGAGUACUGAGAACUUUGAGGAAAUUUCACCAGCAGUAAUCCCAAAUGCAACUAAAAUCUUUGUGAAUGGUGCAUGGGUUGGGAUACACAGAGAGCCGGAGCACUUGGUUAAAACAUUGCGGCAGCUGCGUAGACAGGUCGAUGUGAAUACAGAAGUUGGUGUUGUAAGAGACAUUCGGCUCAAGGAGCUCCGGUUGUACACAGACUAUGGAAGAUGCAGCCGGCCUCUCUUUAUUGUUGAGAAACAAAGGCUGCUGAUAAAGAAGUCAGAUAUCAGAGCACUGCAGCAAAAGGAAGCUGGAGAAAAUGGAUGGCACGAGCUGGUAUCCAAAGGAUUUAUUGAGUACGUUGACACCGAGGAAGAAGAAACAACUAUGAUAUCCAUGACUAUUUCGGAUCUUGUCAAUGCUCGAUUGAAUCCCGAAGAGGCAUAUUCAGAUACUUAUACACAUUGCGAAAUCCACCCGUCCAUGAUUUUGGGCGUCUGUGGGUCGAUUAUUCCUUUCCCCGACCAUAACCAGUCCCCUCGUAAUACAUACCAAUCAGCUAUGGGAAAGCAAGCUAUGGGUAUAUACGUGACAAACUACCAACUACGUAUGGAUACCCUUGCUUAUGUGUUGUACUACCCUCAAAAGCCUCUUGUGACAACUCGUGCUAUGGAGCACCUGCAUUUUCGACAACUUCCCGCUGGCAUUAAUGCUAUUGUGGCAAUUGCAUGCUAUUCCGGAUACAAUCAAGAGGAUUCGGUUAUUAUGAACCAGUCAUCCAUCGACCGCGGCUUUUUCCGCUCCAUCUUUUAUCGCUCUUACAGGGAUGAGGAAAAGAAAGCUGGAACGUUGGUGAAAGAAGAAUUUGAACGUCCCAACAGGGAGACGACGACGGGAAUGCGGCAUGGAUCAUAUGAUAAGCUCGAUGAUGAUGGCAUCGCACCGCCCGGAACGAGGGUGUCUGGGGAGGAUGUGAUUAUUGGGAAGACCACACCGCUGGUCCAAGACGAAACUGGGACUCAAGCUCAACGGUAUUCAAAGAGGGAUCAGAGUACGUGUCUACGCCAUAGUGAAAGUGGAAUGAUCGAUCAGGUGUUACUUACGACCAAUGCGGAUGGUUUGCGUUUUGUCAAGACAAGGGUGCGAUCCAUACGCAUCCCUCAAAUUGGUGACAAGUUUAGUAGCAGACACGGGCAGAAGGGUACUAUUGGAAUGACGUACACGCAAGAAGACAUGCCCUUCACACAAGAAGGCAUAACACCGGAUAUCAUCGUGAAUCCGCAUGCUAUUCCAUCCCGCAUGACCAUUGGCCAGCUGAUCGAGUGUAUCAUGGGUAAAGUUGCAGCGCUCAUGGGAAAAGAAGGUGAUGCGACGCCAUUCACUGAUGUCACGGUGGAUAACAUCAGCAAAGCACUCCACAAGUGUAACUAUCAGUUAAGAGGCUUCGAGACAAUGUACAACGGACACACCGGUCGCAGACUGAGUGCCAUGAUUUUCAUCGGGCCAACAUACUACCAGCGGUUGAAGCAUAUGGUCGACGACAAGAUUCACUCCCGUGGGCGUGGUCCUGUUCAAAUACUUACGCGCCAGCCCGCAGAAGGUCGAUCAAGGGACGGAGGCCUUCGUUUUGGUGAAAUGGAGCGGGACUGCAUGAUCGCACACGGAGCAGCGCAUUUUCUCAAGGAGCGCCUGUUUGAUCAGAGCGACGCGUAUCGCGUCCACGUUUGCGAGCAUUGCGGUCUGAUUGCGAUCGCGAACCUGAAGAAGAAUACGUUCGAGUGCCGGAGCUGCAAAAACAAGACGGAGAUUGUUCAGGUUCAUAUACCAUACGCUUGCAAGCUUUUGUUCCAAGAGCUAAUGGCUAUGGCUAUAGCGCCUCGAAUGUUCAUGAAGGAGGUUAAGAAGCUCAAAGGACACGUAAAGAAGGUUUAAGGUACCCUUCCUGAUUUUCAUCUCAGUCCAAGUUCGUGCUCACGGUUAACGAGGCAGGAAACUCACACACUAGUUGUAACUCUUUUUGUAUAUCAAAUGAAGACACUCUUACACUCUUAAAAACUU